Maylandia zebra (zebra mbuna) is the source of this 5513-nucleotide messenger RNA. RefSeq names its product glycerol-3-phosphate acyltransferase, mitochondrial (gene gpam). NCBI's taxonomy places the organism in Eukaryota, Metazoa, Chordata, Actinopteri, Cichliformes, Cichlidae. The record is from RefSeq and is a predicted model, not a curated record. Gene Ontology annotation, biological process: triglyceride biosynthetic process; glycerol-3-phosphate metabolic process; fatty acid metabolic process. Gene Ontology annotation, molecular function: glycerol-3-phosphate O-acyltransferase activity. Gene Ontology annotation, cellular component: plasma membrane; mitochondrial membrane.
CGUGGCUGGAGAGCUAAUGCUAACAGCUACAUCGUUGCAUUAUUAGUAACUGUUACUAACGCCGUUCCUGUCCUGUCAUAGAAACAGUAACUGUGUCGUUAAUAUGGACUUGUUGACACGGUUGUGAGAGAUAAUUACUUAUCAUUUAGAGCCGUUUUUCACAGUAAAACACGACAUAGUCGGUCAACUUUACACUGACAUUGAGUUCGAGACGACCCCCGGCAAUGUGGGAUUUGACAUUUUUCCAUGUCUCAUCCGCACUGAGCUUGCCAGCUAGUGGUGUGUGACCAGGAGGGAGAGGAAGGAGACAGCAGAGAGCAUGGAGGUGUCAGAUGGCUUGCUGCUGCAGGUCAGCAAUGGAGAGCAGUGGUGUAACCGCUGGAAACAUCCCAAUGAAGACUCGGACCGCAGCACCAGCCCUUCAGUCCUGCGUAAUGUCGCCAGCACGUGGAAGGAGGGUCUGCUGAACAGAAAGAGGCCCUUUGUGGGGCGCUGCUGUCACUCCUGUACACCACAGAGCUGGGAGAGACUGUUCAAUCCCAGUAUUCCAUCUCUGGGUCUGCGAAACGUCAUCUACAUAAACGAGACCCACACUAGACAGCGGGGCUGGCUGGCACGCAGACUGAGUUAUGUGCUUUUCGUUGUGGAGAGAGAUGUCCACAAGGACAUGUUCACCAGGAACGUGGUGGAUAACGUACUCAACAACAGCAGGGUGGAGGAUGCUAUUGUGACAGUAGCAACAGACUUGGAUGCUGCAGCCAGCCAGCCUGGUCAGGAGCACAAAGCUGUCAGCAAAGUAAAGCAGAAAGCCAGGGCCUUCCUCCAAGAGAUGGUUGCUAACAUUUCCCCAGCCUUUAUUAGGCUAACUGGUUGGGUGCUUUUGAGGCUGUUUAAUGGCUUCUUCUGGAGCAUCCAGAUCCACAAAGGACAGCUGGAAAUGGUGAAGAAAGCUGCUACAGAGCAAAAUGUGCCGAUGGUCUUCCUCCCAGUUCACAAAUCCCACAUCGACUACCUGCUCAUCACGUUGAUUCUGUUCUGUCAUAACAUCAAAGCCCCGCACAUCGCUGCUGGAAACAACUUAAGCAUCCCCAUCCUCAGCACCCUGAUCCGUAAACUUGGAGGUUUCUUCAUACGACGAAGAAUGGAAGAGUCUGCAGAUGGAAAGAAAGACAUUUUGUACCGAUCUCUUUUGCACGCAUACACAGAGGAAUUGUUGCGGCAGCAGCAGUUUUUGGAGGUCUUUCUGGAGGGGACUCGGUCGCGCAGUGGUAAGCCAUCUCCAGCACGUGCAGGCAUGCUGUCUAUCGUGGUUGACACAAUGUGCACGGGGGCCAUCGGAGACGUGCUGGUGGUGCCAGUUGGCAUCUCCUAUGACCGCAUUAUUGAGGGAAACUACAAUAGUGAGCAGCUGGGCAAGCCGAAGAAGAACGAAAGCUGGUGGGGAAUAGCAUGUGGUGUGUUCAGGAUGUUGAGGAAGAACUACGGUUGUGUCCGUGUUGAUUUCAACCAGCCCUUCUCCCUGAAGGAAUACUUGGACACCCAGAGAAGCCGUCAUAGUCCACCACCUGUAUCUCUGGAACAUGCUUUGAUGCCCACCAUUAUUUCUGCAGAGCCUGAUGCUCAGCUGUUUGAUGGACAGGAGGAAGAGCAGGUGAACAGAGAGCUGCCCGAGGACAUCUCUAGACGACAGCUUAUCAACAACCUGGCCAAGCACGUUCUCUUUACGGCCAAUAAAUCGUCAGCAAUCAUGUCGACCCACAUUGUGGCCUGUCUACUGCUGUAUAGACACAGACAGGGGGUGGUGUUGUCCAAGCUAGUGGAAGACUUCUUCAACAUGAAGGAGGAGAUCCUGUCACGAGACUUUGACUUGGGCUUUUCGGGGAACUCAGAGGACGUGGUCAUGCGUGCUCUCCACCUCCUGGGGAACUGCCUCAAUGUGACCAGCAGUUCUAAUCGCAAUGGAGAGUUUACCAUCGCACCUAGUCAAACUGUACCUGCGCUUUUUGAGCUCAACUUCUACAGCAACGGCCUUUUCCAUGUAUUCAUUUCUGAUGCAAUCAUUGCCUGUAGUGUCCUGUCGCUGCAGCGAGAGCUGGUCAUGGAAUCAGAGUCUGCUCGCCAGCCUGGCAAUCCCAGUAGUCAUCUUCUAAGUCAAGAGAGACUCAUCCGCAAGGCCGCUGGUCUCUCCCACUUCCUUAUCAAUGAGGUGGCUGUAGCACCACCUUGCCAGACUAUUUACCAGGUUUUCCAUGACACAGUAACCAGGCUGAUCCAGUAUGGAGUUCUUUAUGUGGCAGAGGAGGACCAGGAGGAACUGAGCCCAAGCCCCACAGAUGAGCCGUGGCCCAAAAAGUUUGCUGAGCCCCUUUCCUGGAGGAGUGACGAAGAGGAUGAGGACAGCGAUUUUGGAGAGGAGCAGAGAGAUCGCUACCUUAAGGUGAGUGUUUCUGCAGAGCACCAGGAGUUCUUUGUCUUCCUUCAGCGGCUGCUCAGCCCGGUGCUGGAGGCCUACAGCGGGGCUGCGAUCUUCGUCCACAGUCUGAGCCAGCCCAUGGUCGAGUCCGACUACACCCAGAGGCUCUUCAGAUACCUGCUCACACGCACAGAAAGAGGAGUGGCUGGUUAUGGUGAAAGUGCAACUCAUUAUCUGGUUAAGAACACCGUGAGGACUUUCAAGGAGCUCGGGGUCCUAAAGGAGAGGAGAGAAAACAAGGUGACAACUCUGGAGCUAAGCAGCACCUUUCUACCUCAGGAAAAUCGGAACAAACUCCUGCAGUACAUCUUAGGUUUCACUCUGCUGUGACCGCGACGCGCGUCACCCAGCUCGGACCCCAGGCUCCUUCCAAUAAAGGGCUUCUACUGGUUACUUCUAAACAGUCCCAGGUGCUACUCUGUGGAAAGCUUUACCAGGAAGUGCCUUCACGUAAAAGCAGCUAACUAUCAGCUGUAGUCGGAAGAGACUUGAAGCCAGUCUUCCCUUUCUUCUUCUUUUUUUUUUUUUCUUUUUGUUUCAGUCUCUGACUUCCUGUGUUAGAACCGCGCAGUUGAUUUAACAUGUGUAUUGAAGGGGUCCCUCUAGGAAUCGUUCGUUUGCAGGAGAAGUCAAAAGGUUUUAAUAUGGGAAAAAAAAAUUUAACCGUGCAGUCUGAACAAAGCAAAGCUGCCUUUUGUCUAUACAAGUGAACAAGUAAAAUAUGCAUAUAAAAUAACUGUAAACAUAACCAACAACAGAGGCAUUUUUAUGUUAACUCUUUGUGCUUGUUUAUAAAGUUGCCGUAUUCUCUCCAGUGCACUCUAAUAUCUUACAGUUUAAAAUGUGUUGCCUGUACAUAGAACGUAGAACAACUUCAUUUAUAGUGCACUGAAAUGAUUACACUCUGGUGUAAUUAAAGAGAAGAGUUCGCUGUACUCAGAGAGAUACAGUGCACCUGCAAAUUGUGUACAUAUCCAAGGUUUCAGUGGCAAAAUGUAUGAAUUUAAAUCUCCAUACGGUGAAGGUCAGUUAUUUCUAGUUGCUGUUUUUUUUUUUUUAGAUAAAAACAAUCAGUGUGCAGUUUGGCCCAUGAACAAUAUUUACUUAGCGAAUGCAAUAUGUACCUGUUGAAAGUCUGGCGUAGUCAAGGCCUAAAACAAUGUCCACCUACAGUUAAGUGCAUUCAAACCACUAAUAUCUAAGUGCAUUCACUUAAACUUUUCAUAUGAAAAGUGACUUUGAUCUCUUUUCUUUUUGCAGAACACCUCACUUUUCGAUGAAUGUUACACAGCACAGCACUUAAAGUAAUGAAUACCAGCCAUCACACCCACUUUUAUUCUAAUAACAACACGCUCAGACACUCUGUGACAUGCCUUUCAGGGAAAGCAGAUAUUUGGGAUUACCACCUCCUUUUUUUUUUCUUCUUCUAUCAUAAACACGCUGUAUAGCCUUUAUAGCAUUGCUGCUGAAAGAGCAAUAGUUGGGCAUUUGUGAGUUGAAAUUGCUGCAUAGUGUGGUAAAAUAGUGCAGUUCUUUUGAACAGUUGGCUAAUUAUGAGUGCAGUAUAGUGUUCUCUUUACAGACCUCUGUAAGGUCAAAAACAAACAGGAAACAGAAAAAAAUGCAGUCAUCCAAAACCUCCGGGUUAAAUUCUUCUUCUUUCAUGUUAGAUAUAGCAAUGGAAUUUUAAAUUCCAUCAUUAGUUACAUUCUUUAAUAAAAUCAAUCUUACACUGACUUAAAUUAUGAUAGAGUUUACUCUAGUAACUAGAUAUUACCUAUUCUUCUUAUUAUUAUUAUUGUUAUAGUUGCAUUUACACAUUUAAGUGUUUCAGUGUUGGAAUCAAAAAGUCAGAUUAUGCCUGACUGUGAAAUUUUAAAAACAUGAACAAAAAGCAGAGUGGCUGAAGUUAAAGUACGAUGGUGAAACAACACAGCAUUGUGCAUUUGGCUGUGAGUUUCUAAUUAUGUUGUAAAGUAACUUGAUAACACAAAGUCGAUCAAGUCAAUAUUUAGUGUGUCUUUCAGUUUCAGUUUGCAGUGAACAUGAAUAUAAACGUACACCGCUCCUCUUCUUGAUGGCAAGAAAAAGAGGAAGCAGCAAGUUUGAAAGGAAGCGUAAUGAAUUGCCAUCAUUAUUGAAUGAUCGUGAGGACAUUGUUGAUGCGUCAGGGCAAUACAAGAAUUGGGUCCUUUAAAUAAAUAUUUCUAUUGGGAAAUACGUGUGAUAGUUCAACACUUCUUGUUACAGGUCAUUGUAAUGUUUAUUUUUCAUAUUUUUCUAAACUUGUAAAUGAAAAAAAGUUACAUAUUGGUGAAAGACACCUAAAGCAUGUGGAAGAACAGAAGAGUAUGUUACUGCAACAAGAAUGUGCUCUGAGAGUGUCACGAGCUUUCUAGCAUUUCUGAGCCCUCGGUCUGUACAAGUCUCCUCACCAGGGGACCCAUCUGCCAUGAUACGUACUGUACUGCAUGUUUCCUCUGGUCGCCUUUAAUCAUCGGCACUUCAAUGUGAACUCUGCUCAACCUGAUAAUAAUGGUCUUUUACAGCCUUACCGCUGUGUAUGUCGUGUAAGUUGUGUUGAUGAAAGCGAGCUGUAUGUGUAGAAGAUUAAUUGUGUUACCUCUUGAAUGUUAUCUAAAAAGGUCAUUGUGGUAUUGUCGAAUACUCGAUGGACGUGGUACAGAUUUAUAGUUUUUAAUGAACUGCUUGUGGGAUACUGAAGCUGCAUUAACCACAUCCCACUACUCUGUAUAACGUAGGAUAAAUGCCUGUAUCUGGGAAGCAGGUGCCUUUUUAAUGCACUGUAGUAUUCUUUUCUUGUUUGUUUUUCUUGUUUUUUUUUUUUUGUGCAUGUUAAUAAUUUUGGGAAUCCAAAAGAACACUGUAGAUGGUAACUUGGAAAAAAAAAUUCACAAGUUGAGAGAACAUGUUAGGAUCACCAGCUACUAAAAAUAUGUCACUUUUCUUUUUGCUUUAUCAAAGCAAAGCACAAUUGGCAUUGUUAGAUUUAGUUUUUAAAUAAAUUAAUGAUAGAUUA